Messenger RNA from Tetrahymena thermophila SB210, 3477 nucleotides. RefSeq names its product retinoblastoma-related protein. Gene Ontology annotation, molecular function: RNA polymerase II transcription regulatory region sequence-specific DNA binding. The transcript has 3 exons. Gene Ontology annotation, cellular component: chromatin; nucleus; transcription regulator complex. The record is from RefSeq and is a predicted model, not a curated record. Gene Ontology annotation, biological process: regulation of transcription by RNA polymerase II; negative regulation of G1/S transition of mitotic cell cycle; cell differentiation. Lineage: Eukaryota; Ciliophora; Oligohymenophorea; Hymenostomatida; Tetrahymenidae.
AUGGAAGAUCAAUUGGAGAUAAUUCAAAAGUAUUUUGAUAAUCCUGAGAUUAAUUAGUCAAUAGAAGAUAUUUUAGAGCAGUACUUGAACAACGCUACAUGUGAAUUUACUGCUUAUUAAAAAAGUGUUUACCCAAUAUGCGCAGCUUUUUACAUGGUAUUAGAAAAUCGUGAAAAAGAAGCUGAAAGGCUCAGGAUUAAAUAAAAGAGUCCAUAGACACCUUAGCAAUAGGAAACAUAAUACUCUGCUAGUGGUAUUUAAGAUGAAAGCAUUAACAACAAGGAAAAUAUCAGACUUUAAUAAAAAGAUUAAAAGCUUACUGAGGAAGUUCAGUCGAAUUCUUCCUGCAGUUCGCCUAGUGAUAAACAAAAGGAAGAAAAUAAGGUAAAAAAGGUAACAAAUGUGAGCGUUAUUGAGCUCCGCAAUAAAUUUUACAGUAGGGGAUAAAUAGACUAGCUCUUGAAGACUAUGGCAGAGUUCUCUUAAGUUCUCAAAGAUAGAGAGUACUAUGAAGUCAUAUAAAGCAAAUUAGAGUCUAUCAAAAGAAAUCACAGCUUGUUUGUAAAAUUUACUCACGUUUUAGACUGCUUCUACACUGAAACAGAAUUAAUCUAAAAGCAUUAUAUGCAAAGAAUCAUUUGGCGCCUUUAUCUACUUUUGAAAGAAUAGCUACUUAAAUAGAAUUCAGAAGUUGAUAUUGAACAAUGCGUUUACCUUCUUCAUUUUAUUUGUUCAGAAGCCUUGAAAUACGCUGGAAAGACAGCUUAAUCUUUAAAUAACAACGUUGAUUAUUACACACAUAAUUCUGGAUUGCAUAACUCAGCUUAAUAGUCAUCAAAUCUGAAGUAGUAUGUAAACUUUUAAACUGUUUCUGAAUAGGUGAACGCAAUCCUCCUAAAGAGUAAGCUCGAAAUUCCAGUUAUGCAGGAACAAAGUGAGUUAUUCGUUUCUCUGUUGGUGAAUCUCUUUGAAAAGAUAUAUCAAUUAAAAUCCAAGGAAGAAAGCUCACAGCAAAACCAUCUUAACGAAAAUAAAAUGAACAGAAAUCUCAACAGUAGCAAUAGCAGCAGCAGUAGUAGUGACACUUCGUGUUUGACAGAAACCAAAGAAAAAGCAUAACAUUCAGCCAGCAAUAUAGAUGAGGAAAAAGAAAGCGAAUUAGCCAACACAGCCACUAAGAAUUCAUAAUAAAUUUCUAGUUAAAUAACAGAUACGAGUAACGCCUUGAUAGCAGAUUCAUUUUCUUCUUUGCAAUCAUUAGAAAAAUUAAGCAAGCUCUUAGAGAAAGAAAUUAAAAAGUAUCCCAUUAUUGAGGAGCAUGAAUUUUUAUAAAAGGAAGAAGAGUUUUUGUAAUCUAUUCAGACACCAAAAGCAAAGCAUAUUUCAAGUAUGCAUCUUCAGCAAGGUCCUCCUGGUGUUACUAAGGAUUAUCAAGAAAGCAAAUAUUAGAUAAGCAACUUAAACCAUACUAAUGCGAGCUAUUUUAAGAAAACACUCUUUAACAACGAUGAGUAAAAUCUCAGUCUAAAUUCUAAGCUUUCAGAUUUGGAAAGACCAUCUAGUCCAGUUGGCAAUCACGGACUUUAAUAAAAUUAAGCUUGCCUAUUAGCAGAUGCAGGAUAAAUUUAACACCCUCAUACACCAAAGACUCCUCAUGAUAUUUAUAAAAUGCCUUUCCAAAGGAGUCAUUAACCUUUGUUAAGCGCUCCUGCUAUCCAAAGUACUCCUUUGUCAAAUGCUUUGGACAAUUCAAAAUGGAUCAAUAUGUAUUCUAAGUCAGAUCCAAUAAAAAAAAUUGAGGAACUUAUGAAUAAAAUAAAUAAGGAAUAUAAAUCCUAAUUGUUGGAAGAAGCUUCUCAAAUUGCGCGUGAUGUAUAUUACUCUGUAAAAAAGAAAAACGAAGUUAGCGGCACAGAUGGAAUAGAAUAUAAAGUAUAAAAAGUUUUAAGCUUCUUCUAAAAUGUUCUGGAAAAGUUGAUAAGUGAUGAAGAAUAAAAGAAUUUCUAUAAAGAAAAUGUUCUCAUUUCUCUGCUUAAAAAUAAAAGUUUUAUUUUUUCUGUCUUAGCCAAUUGUAUUAUGACUCAUUGCUUUGUGAAAGACAUAAAGGGAGUUAAUCUAGAAAUGGUCAUAAAACAAAGCAAAAUUACUUCUCUUGAUUACUGGAGGGUCAUAUCAAAUUUUGCUAAGUUUGAUAGACACAUUCCUGAAUCCAUAAAGCAAUAACUUUUCAAUAUUGAAAAGCAAAUUCUCUUAUACAUUAUAUGGGAAGAAAAAGAAUGUUUAAUGCAAAACGCUCUAAAAAAAUUCUAAUAAGAUUUAAAUAAGGAUCAGCCAUAUGAACACACUAUUUGCAGGAGAUUAAUCUAUCAUUCAGCAACUAGAGUUAAGGAAAUCAGCAAAAUAUUAGAACUUGAUGAUAAAAUUUAAGAAAGAAUAUGGGAAGCUUUGUUAUAUGUUUAUCGCUCUUAACUUUAGCUCAUGAAUAGAAGAUAUGUUGACCAAAUUAUCAUUUGCUCGAUCUAUGCACUAAGUUUAAUUAGUGCUGAGUUAUUUGUAGGUAAAGAAAUUAAGUUCAAAGGAAUGCUUUCUGCAUGCGAAAAUCUCCUUCACUUCAACUCAGAAAAAGUAAAAAAGACUACUAAUGAUCAAGGAGAAAGUAUUGACAUUAUUAAUUUUUACAACUAAAUAUUUUUAAAACCCAUGAAACCAUACUUUAAAUCCUCAAAUAAUAAUCAUAUUGGUGUACAUGAAUAAGCAAAUACAAACUAAAUGCUUAAUGUUCCUCUCAGAUUAUCCGUACCUGCAAACUUUAUUAACUAUACACCAAUACUAAAAGAAGAUAUGAGAGUUACUUUGACUCCAAUGACACCGGUAACCUAAAAGCUUUAAGCAACUGAAAGCAUGGAGUCUCCUUUUGUUAACCAAUAUAAUUUCCUUAAUCGUAAUAAUGCUUUUAGAUAAUAAUAACAACAGUAAUUUUAAUAAAAUCCUAAAAAUAUGAUCAACAGAGUCAAUAUUUUAAAUAACUAACAAUCUGAAACCCCUAAAUAAGCUACUUAAACAUUGACCGUUUUGGGUUAAAGCUAUAUAUCUGUUCCAUCUGAAAACAUCAAUGGUACCUAAGAAAAAAAAAAUAGAGAUGGUUUAUAAGGGUCUAAGGUAUUUUAAAACUUUAAUAACUAAACUUUUGUAGGAGGAACCCCAACCUAAGAAUCUUCCGAUACAAACACUAGUCCUAAAUUUGGAACUGGAAACUCAUCUAAUUUUUUCAAUUAAAAUAAAAAAUUCCUAGAAGAUAAUAUCGAAGAACUAAAUAACUAAAAUGCUAAUCCUUAACAACUCAAAAGAUGUAAUAGCAUAUUCGGUCCAAAGACUCUAAAUUUAAAUAGUGAUGAAGAAGUCCCAAGUAAAUUAUCUAAAACAAAUAAUAAUUCCGAAAAAAGUACCGUAAAUACAGAAAAUAAAGCAGAAAAUUGA